Molecule: messenger RNA, 3060 nt
Organism: Fusarium musae
Lineage: Eukaryota; Fungi; Ascomycota; Sordariomycetes; Hypocreales; Nectriaceae
Exons: 5
Coding region: 1-3060 (1019 amino acids)
Molecular function (GO): GTP binding
Source: RefSeq, a predicted model, not a curated record
AUGUCAGAAAAGAGACCCAUCAAACGACUCGUGGUGUUGGUAGACGGAGUUGAGGCUCGGGAAACCAAGAAGGAGACCAACCCUUCAACGAUUCAGCGGAUCAGUCAACUCGUACACGAUGGGCUAGUUGAGUCGAAUGGGCUUUCUGUUGCGCAGAUUCCCAAGUAUUAUGUUGCACCCAGCAAUGUUGUCAAGUUAAGCGACAUGUUCCGAUCACGGAGCGCGACAAGUGAUGACUCGACAAGCCUUAUCAAGAACAUCGUCAGGGACAUCUGCAUCACACUUGAGCGGCCAGAAGAUGAGCUCUGGCUCUACGGUUCUGGACACGGAGCCUUCAUCGCUCGCGCAGUUGCUGGUAUCGUGCAUCGAAUGGGCCUGCCACCAACACCAAGUUUCGAUGAUCUAUUUGAUACAACUCUAGGCCUGAUCAAGGCUCAGCUUGAGGAUGACUUCAAGCGAGGCCCCGUGCUGCUGCAGAAGAUCAAAAGUGAAGCACAAGAUCCUCCUCGGAUACCGUUCGUUGGUCUCUUCGACACCAUCAUUCAUAACUCAAAGACAUCAUACGAUAUCUCCUUCAACUCCUCUAUCGAAACUCUUCGCCAUGCGCUGGCCAUCAAUGAGAACAAGUCCAACAAGACACCGGAAGUGGUCAAAAUUCCUGACGAUGCGGACAUGACACACAGAUCACUUACCCAAGCAUGGUUCCUCGGUACACACGAAGAUAUGGUCGGCGGUACAGCACACGACGGCCUUUCACUCUACCCGCUGCAGUGGAUGGCUCUGGAGAGUAUCUACUCUGGCCUCCGUGUCAACAACAUGGGCGACUCCAAAGCCAGCGACAACCCCAUGGCUUUGAUCUUCCCGCAGUACGCCGGCAACCUUCCGCCCUUGGAUGGAUCAGAAGAGAUCGAAUGGCGCCUCCAAUAUACCAAUGGCCUUAGAACAAGCAUGUUUGAUCUUCAGAGUACACAUGCAAAGAAAUCGGCAGGCGGCGUGGAAACUCAUUCUGUCAAACUUGAUACGGAUUGCUACAAACAUGCAGCAAACCGGAAAGUCUUUGCGGCAGAUGGGGGCUUGAAAGGAUGGUGUGACGUUGGACCGUAUGGAAACAUGAUUCAUCCCUCACUUUUCUGUAUUCUUGAUAGAUACCCCCGAUACAACGACUUGAAGAAUUUCCAGCCCCUCAAGAAGCCAAUCUCAGACUUCCAGGACUCGUACCUAGUCGCUGCAGAAGAUGGACUGGCUCCAUGGCUUCAAGGGAUGCAACUAGAAGCAAGCGGCGUCAAAGCCUUUCGAAUUCUAGUGUGCGGCAAGACUGGCGUCGGUAAAUCGACAUUGAUCAAUAAAGUCUUUGGUGUUGAGAUGACCGAUGAGUCUCUCUCAUAUGAUCAGGGGGUUCAUGACAUCAACGUCGCUUUUGAAUCUCCCAAGCAUCCGGGACUCUUGAUUCAUGACUCAAGGGGUUGGCAAGCUGGUAGUGAUACCGAGCUUGAGUUGAUCGCAAAGUUCCUUCGACACAGAGCGUUCCAAGAGGACCCCGCCGAGGCUCUUCAUGUUAUUUGGUUCUGCGUUGACGCCGAUGUUGCACGUAUCGAGGAAGCCGACAAGCGAACCUUUGCCACCAUCGCCCAAUACUCCCACCAAGUUCCCGUGUUCGUCGUUGGUACAAAGAAGGAUAAACUCACUGGCUAUCGAAAAAUGCAAUACCUGGAAGAACUCAUGGAGAAGACAGACGACUACAGAGAAGCCAAGCGACUUGCCGAAGAGAAAGCCAAUGCUGUUGCCGAGGAACAGUUCGCUGAGCUCAGGAAUCAGCUCUCACAGAUCGAGCACUACAAAGCUGACGGCUUCUGCUGUCUUUCAAAGAAUGAUGACGCCGGUGUCAAAGACCUACUCUCACAAACCCUCGACCUGAUCGUCGACGAACGCGUACGUCUCUUCUGUGUUGCCGCUCAAGUCGUUGAUGUUGAACAGAAGAUCAACUCAGCGAUAACAGAGUGUAUGAGACUAGGAACCCAUGCAAUCCGCACUGCCGCCGUUCCCCUUCCCUGCACAGGCUUGGUCGGAACACCAACCGUCUCACGCCUCAUCUGCGAGCAUGUACUCCAAUGCUUCGGCUUUCCCAAAGCUGCGCCAGCAGAGAUCGAGCAGAUAAUGUCGGAUAUCGUCAUGAGCAACUUCAAGCAGUACCUCCGAGUUUCCCUAUCCCAGUUUGCGGCUGUUAGUGCUAUUUCGAUUGGUGCUGCGGUACCAACUAUGGGAAUUGGUAUCAUUGUUGGUGCAGCGGGCUGUCUUUUGGGACUUCCUCCUACCGCUAGGAUGUUGCUCAAGUGCUCUUGCGAUAUGAUCCUUAUCCUCGAGCGUUCGUUUCGAUAUGAUGGAAAAUAUGUUUCUAUCAAGCAGAUCGAAGACGCAGCCAAGUACUACUCGAGAACGACAAUUACGACGUUCAAUGGAAAGGAGAAGCGGUUACAGCAACAAGUCCAUGAUGAACUUGACCACCUCAUCCCCUUGAAGAAGGUCAACAUUGGCUUCAAGUUCAACAAGCUGAGAUCGUCUGUCGAGGAAAUUAUCUACAGCAAUCGUUUCGGCAACCCUCCCGACUACACUUCCCUCCGAAGCCCCUCCAGUGUUGGUCUCGACCUGCAACCAGGAGGACCCGUCGAGAUGGAUGCUGUGCCUACUAUCUCAGAGCUGCCUGGCGACGAAGUCGACUACUCGCAGUUAUCGAAGUCGGACGAGAAAUUUGAUCAGUUACCACUUCUGGAACUCGACUCGACUGAGGUCGGCGCGAAAGAAGGACAUAAUUCGAUGGCUUCAAAUACUUCAGGAACAACCGCACAAAUUGGUCCUUCACUUGCAACCAAACUUGUUGAGCUUCACGUCCAGCCGCCUGAACUCGAGGGCAAUGCGCCGGGUGACAUCACUGACGUGAGGCAAGACUCGUUGGAAGUUCCACCACCAGCAAUGAGAAGCAAAUCCGACUCGUCUGGGUCUAAAUGGUCGAACAAGCUGUCAUCGUGGAAGUUGAGUCGGAAGUCGAAGACGUUGAAGCAGUGA